Messenger RNA from Anastrepha obliqua, 4927 nucleotides. RefSeq lists its product as uncharacterized. Gene Ontology annotation, molecular function: metalloendopeptidase activity. Gene Ontology annotation, biological process: proteolysis; extracellular matrix organization. Gene Ontology annotation, cellular component: extracellular matrix. The transcript is spliced from 14 exons. The record is from RefSeq and is a predicted model, not a curated record. Bases 328 to 4560 code for a protein of 1410 amino acids. NCBI's taxonomy places the organism in Eukaryota, Metazoa, Arthropoda, Insecta, Diptera, Tephritidae.
CGUGGCUAACAGCUCGCUUUUUUAUAGUUGGCGGCUAUGUUGCCCCCAUUUAUGCCCAACUCACAAAAUACGUCACGCUGAGCGCACGCGUUUCCAACUCCGAACCCCUUUCGUUGACAUCAGAUUUUGAUUUUAUUGCGUGGCUUUCGUUUUUCCACGCUUUGUAUUUUCAAUUUCUAUUUAAAUUCCUUUUUUGUGAGUUUUGUUUUGCUGAAAUUUUUCAACACCAACGCGUUUUGUACGGCGGCAAUAGUCAUAGCCAUAGCCACAGUUACAGAGCCAUCACAGCCGCUGUUUAGAGCGUCGACGACGACGACGACGACGAAGAUGAUGAUGUGCUCACCUAGUGGCUUCGUUUUGAUUUUAAUUACAACUUUAAUUUGGAAUUGUUUGCAUUUUGGUUGUGCAGUGCGCAAUCACAACGACAACGCCAAUAGCAAUAAAAACGAAACCACCAGCAAUUACAGUGGCUCGUACUUUAGCACAGCGAGCCACAAUCAUGAUGCGGCCGAUCGUCGCUUUGCAGAUGGUCUUGAUGUAAAUGAUAGUGGGAGUAGUAGCAGCAGUAGAAGCAGUAGUAACAGUAGUACGAGCACCCACCACUCUUCCAGCGGCGGCAAUGGGGCUACUAAUCCCAACAACAAUGCCGCUGUUGGCGGUCGCCGCUUGCACAUUGAUAUCACGCGGAAGCAUAGCGUUCAUCUGAACGGUGUCGAGAUUGACGAACAAUCACUCGCAGAUCAUUUGGCAGAGCAUGAAAAGGAAUUAAUUUUCGGAAAAGUGAAAACAAGGCGUCCACUCAAAUUGGUGCAUUUGCAACAUCUAACAGAUGCCAAUGCAGUCGAUGGAGCAACCAGUGCUGCUGCUGCUGUUUCAAUACAGGCAAAACAAAAACAACAAUAUGAGCAACAAGAAAAAGCGCACGAAACAUCGCAUCGUGUCAAACGUUCUGACACCAGCGCCACCGCAGAGCGUCAAAGCGGCGCCCAAGCGCAAACGGCAAGCCAAAGUGAAGAGAUUGUUUCUGUACAAAUAAAAGACAACGAACAAUCAGUGCACCUACAGCUACGCCAGACACCGAAACUAAUCGACGAUGCAUUUGUAUUCAUUCGACGCUACGCCAACUCGACGCAGUUCAUUGAGGAUUCGCAUAAAUUAGCAGAGCGGUAUGAGCGUUGCUUUUACAGUAAUGAAAAUUCAGCACUUGACCUUUGUGAUGAUGAAAAUGUGCGCGGUGUCUUUCAUCACAAUUCCACCAACUAUAUUAUACAUCCCUUGCCAGCACGUUUUGGUAACUCUAGCCAUGUAAUACUCGAGUCCAACUAUCACUUGCCACCUAAGAACUUCAGGGAAUCCAUCUCUAUGCCUCUGGCAGCAACUGCGCUCAACACAAGUCUAUAUUUUGAGCCCGAAGAGCAGGACUUCAACGAGAUUAAUGAUUUCGAUUUAGUGUCCACUGUGUUGGGAAACACUUCACGUCCCGCACGUAAUACCGAUUAUGAUUUCUAUCAAGGAAACGAACAAGCAGCAACACAUAACUACACAUACCAUCACAUAGGCAAAGGCGAUAAAUCAAAAAAAUAUGUGGAAUUAAAUUUACGCUACAAGCCACACUAUCAUCACAACAGCGUAGAACAGCAGCAGUGGCAGCGGCGCCAACAACAUAAUCACCAACAUCAACACCUGCAGCAUCUGCAUCGGCAACACUCACAGCAACAACAAACGAACAAACAGAAGUCAGAUAAAUUGCAACAACGCCAAAGAAAACAAAAAGAACAUCACCAUACACAAUCGCAUGCAACAUUGCCACCACUUGAGCACAACGAUACAACUUACAAUAAAAACAAUAAGAACAGCAAUGAAAAUGACCGUGAAACCAAUAAAAACAGUCAAAAACGUCGACGUCGCCGCCGUCGCUAUAUUGCCUCUGGCAAUUCGAAGAUACCACAAGAUCUAUACAUUGAGACGGCGAUCUUUGUCGAUCGUGAUCUCUUCAAGCAUAUGUCAAAGAAUUUUCCCGAUAAUACCGAAAGCCAAAUGAUACGUUUCGUAUUGGCAAUGAUAAAUGCCGUACAGCUGUUGUAUCAUGAUCGUUCAUUGGGGCGUCGCAUCAAUUUCGUAUUAAAACGUUUGGAGAUACUUUACAACGAUCCGGCUAGCUUACGGCGCUCCGAUGAUAUUGAUACGUAUUUGAGUAAUUUUUGUGAGUGGCAACAACGCUUAAAUCCGCCGCUGGAUACCGACACAAUGCAUUAUGACCACGCGGUAAUCUUGACAGGUCUCGACUUGUAUGUGGUAGAUAAAGGCGGCAAGAAGAUUAGUCAGGUGGUUGGUCUAGCACCAGUGUCCGGUAUGUGCACGAACACUUCUUCAUGCACUAUUAACGAGGGCAAACAUUUCGAAAGUGUUUUCGUUGUGGCGCACGAGAUCGGACAUAACCUUGGCAUGCGUCAUGAUACAAUAAGCGAACGGAAUUGCGAUCCCACGCGGUAUAUAAUGUCGCCCACAUUGGGCAGUGGAAAGACCACAUGGUCGGAUUGUUCACGUGAUUAUUUGGAGAUAUUCUUGAGAAAAGGUUUAGGCAGCUGCCUAUUCGAUCACGGUCAGUUCGCGAACAAUUUAGAUCACUCUGCUGAGGGCAUACUACCAGGCGAACGUUUCGAUGCUGACCAACAAUGUAUGCUAAAGUAUGGUCACAACUCAAUGCGUGCCAAAAAUCAAAAGCAAUCAGACAUAUGCACGGAUUUGCAUUGUCAGCGCGAACGUCAUACUUGGACAUCACAUCCGGCUCUGGAGGGCACUGAGUGUGGACAAAAUAUGUGGUGUCGUAGCGGUACUUGUGUUGUACGUCCCGCUUUUAUAGAGCCAUAUCAUCUGCCUAAACAGGUCACAAACGCUGGCAAAGGAGGCUACGACAAAGCAAAUUUCUUGGAGUCCAGUAAAAUGGGUCAUUUGUUGCAUGAGUACAAUUACAAUAAGCCCUUAAGUUGGAGUGAGUGGAGCGAGGCAAGUGAAUGUGCGUCUGGCUGUCUUUAUGGACCCUCUCGUCGCUUGCUCGAAGGCAGCACUGGUCUGCGAACGUACUCGCGUAGAUGCGUUGAUCAUCGUAGGCGUUGUCUUGGAAGCAACGCUAAGUAUGAGACGUGCAAAGACAAGAAUUGCUACAGCUUGAAAAUCGUUAUGACAAUCGACGAAUUCGCCUAUGACAAAUGCAGUCGAGCGCAAAAAUCGGAUGCGGAAUUGUCGGGCGAAGGAAUGCAAAUAAUUGGCGAUAUUGAGGAAUCGUGCAAAGUAUAUUGUCGCACGAAAUCGAAUGGCACCAAAACGCGUCGAUGGACUUUCCCAGAAGGCACCAGCUGUCGUUCAAUACUUUACAAACCCGAAGAUAUUUCUUAUUGUGUGGCCGGGCGUUGCGAGAAAUUUUCUUGUGAUAAUUCCACACAAAAUUACUACAAAUUGGAUCCGAACUUUUGCCAGCAACGCAAACCGCCAAAACGUGCAGAGGAAUCGGAGAGUCGCCGCUACAAUACAGUGCAUGCUACUGCUGCUAGCAGUCCGACAGUAAAUUAUAAAAAUUUAAAUGGCAACAACAACAUACCAAAUUACAACAUCUAUGCGCCAACAACAUAUCGCAGUAAAUACGAGAACGAGGUGGCGGUGCGCAGUUUCCAUGGCCAGGAGCGGGAACCGCCUUACAAACGUAAAUCGGACGCAUAUCAACCGUGGAAUAAAUACAAUUAUCCACUACGCGACUCAGCCCAACCUGUGGCACAGCCACAACCACCGAAGCCGCUACCCCCCGUCUCUGCUUCUUUAGUACUCGUGAACCCGGCAGCAUCAGCAGCAACGGCGUCGCCGGAGUCGGAGUGGAUUGUCAAAUCGGGCUGUCACUCGAGUUGUAUGGCCAAAUCGAAGGGCAUUCAAGUGGUGACCUCGCGUCGUACUGGUGCCAACAACAUUCAACUGUGCACGCACACUGCCAAGCCUUGUGAGCGUUUGCUGACGGCCACCGAACACGCGGAAAACACUUGUGGCCGCUACAAACUAAAGGUGCGUGGCCUCUCCGGCUAUGGCACGCAAAUUGCGGCGAGUGUUGACGAGCCAGAUAGGAGUUGUCGUGUUGGUUGCCAAGACGAAUUUAUAAAAUAUCGUUUCUAUUUGGUUAACGGCCGUUAUGGCCAUUUUCCGCUUGGCACCAAAUGUUCGAAUAUAGAGGAGCGUUAUUGCGUUAAUGGCAAGUGUUUGGAAUUUGGCUCAAACAAUAUACCGUUGCAGCAGUCGCAUAUCAGCUUGGCCUUGUUUCGUAGUCGACGUUCUUUGCCAGCACAGCAAACCGUGCUGGAUGAGCAGACGGCGGAAUCCAGUGCUCGGCAGCGGCGCAGCUAUCUCUACUUUGAUCCGGUUAAUAUUACGGAGACGAUUACACAAGAUUUUAUAAAUAAUAUUGUCAGGAGUAUAAUAGACUUUGAGCAGGAGCAUGUGGAAGAAGAGUUACUCAUGCGCGAUCACAUCGAAUUUAGCAAUCCCAUAAACUUAGCAACGGACGAAGGAAGCAAAUGAAGCUGGCUCGUACCCAUCAUCAAUAUCUAUUUUGUAUGGAUUACAGUGACCAAAUUCGAAAAGAAAAUUAUUUAUAGAUAUUUAAUUUAUAUACAUACUUAUAUAAUACACGUAUUUACAUACAUAUCAUAUGAAUAUUUAUUGUACGAGUAUGUGAUGCAGUUGGCGUACUGUACGAGUAUGUUUUGUAUGUAUUUAGUUCGUACUGCUUGUGCGCUAUUGUAGUGAUAUUUUCAUUAGGAUUUUAAACAAAUCAUAGCUUUCGAAUUGAUCUUAAGUUUUUUUCAACAAAUUAUAUAGAUGUAAAGCAAAUACAUAUACAACAUAGUGCAUAAACACUAUGCUUGAAAAUGUUUUUAUUGUCUGA